UAUAUGUCUCUGCAAAUACCCACAAAAUUCACACAUGAUUAGGACACAGGACGUAAUUAGUACAUUGCCAUAACCUAUUUUCGUCUGUUGAUGUUAAAUAGAUCAUUGUUAUGACGUGGUUACAAUUUUAUGCAUUUUUUGCGAUAGGCAGUGUAUAUAAACGUACUUUCGUUUUCAAUGUUCAUGAUCAUGUGACCUACAUAUCACAUGAUAAUCCAAGAUGGCGGCUUCAGCUCCUGGCAGUAAUCAGGAGCAUUUGUAUAAAAUAUUGGUGAUUGGGGAAUUUGGAGUAGGAAAGACUUCUAUUAUCCGAAGAUACACAGAAGGAACAUUUUCUCCAAACUACAAAUUAACAAUUGGUGUAGAUUUUGCAUUGAAGUCUAUGGUUUGGGAUGAAAACACAAAAGUCAACAUGCAACUGUGGGAUAUUGCAGGACAUGAACGAUUUGGACACAUGACAAGAGUUUAUUACAAAUAUGCAAUUGGUGCAAUAAUCGUUUUUGAUUUGUCCAGGCCUGCCACGUUUGAUUCGGUGCUGAAGUGGUUAAACGACGUUAAUUCUAAAGUGAUGUUAGCGAACGAACAACCAGUACCCGUACUUCUGUUGGCCAAUAAGUGUGACCUAGAAGGUGUGGAUCCGGACACAAGCAAAAUUGAUAAGUUCUGUAAAGAACACCAGUUCAUAGGCUGGUUUCCUACCUCCGCCAAGAGUGACACCAACGUCAGUGAGGCGAUUAAGUACCUUAUACAGCAUAUCUUGGAGCUUCCAAGCGAGAGCCAGCAGCCUACCGAACACAUCAGUUUGGCACCAGAAAACAACACCUCCCAUUAUGAUGAUUCAUUUGAGACAGAGGAGAGCUAUAAUAAAAGAACCAACAAGCAGGGUGCGUGUUGUAGUUGAUGCAGCCAUGGAUUAGGACGUGUGGUAUUGGGAAAUGAAUGUCUUAUUGUAUGCCGCUUUGGAGCGUGAUAACGACCAAUAUUUACAGUUUAGAGCAUUGCAGAAUGAUUACGGACAGCUGUAUAUAAGCAGUUCAUUGGUGUCAUAUACCCAGCAUAUGUUGAAGUCCCAGGGUACAAUGAUAUAGGUCUAGUCACCACGUGCACUGAACUUAGAUUUUAUGUUAUGCACGGCACUAAGAUGUGUAUACCGUCAGAUACAUUCUAUAUACAUACAUAUGCUGGUGCUGUAGUAUAAAGUCCCUGUCUCAGCUGAUUGAUAUAUAUAUAUAUAUAUAUAUAUACAUAUAACAAAAUUGUAAUGUAGUUUGUAUAAUUAUAUAUGUACGUAUGUGUAUACCAUAAUGAUGAACUGUUCAAUUUUGAUCUCAGUAUCUGAUUUGUUAAGGCGAUUCCGAUGUUAUUUUGCAUCCCUUUUUGGGGGGCGUUUAAACAUGUCCUAUCUUGUGCAAUCAAAACACUUCCAUUUUUAACAGUCCCAGAGCUUUAAUCUACAGUUUUUGUCAUUCAAGCAUUAACAGGGUGAUCAGUGAUAACUACGCUAUGCUGUAGCUGGUAAUCACCUAAAUCAGGUAGCGCGGAAUCAUGUUUUAGAGAAAGACAUGAUAAUAACACAGUUUGUAUUAAAUACGAAUUGUUGCAGAUUGGUUGGUUUUUAUGAAUUUGAUUAUUCAUCAUGUGAUAAAGCAAACUUUGUAAAAUAUCUGCAGAUUGUUAAAUUUUAUGUGAAUGAUUAUAAGCAUAUAUGCUAAUUCAUUACAUAGAAAGUUUAGCUUUCUACAAGAAAAUUGUACCUACCGGUAAAUUGUUAAGCAGUGACUGUGAGCUGUAUUUAUUGAUUUGAAUGCAGAUUUAUAAGAUCAUGUUACAUGUAAAGUUUUAAUAAUCGUGGUCAUUUUGUUGUAAUUGUUAUCUUUGAUCAAUAAUUUGGUUAUAUAGAUAUUGUUUAUAAUAUUGUACCAGUGUCUUACAUUAUAUAGUACAUGCAAUAGAUUGUUGGCAAUUUCUAUAUACAUUUUAAUUUUAACUUUUAAAUUUCAAUUUUUUAUGUGAUAUUUUAUCAAAUGUAAGACAGCAUGUGGUUUUGUGUAUGGGGAUAUCACUUGUUAAACUUGAGACAGCAUGGUUCUGUGUAUGGGGGCAUCACUUGUUACAGAGUAGACAACAGAUGUUUCUGUGUAUAGGUGCAUCACUUGUUACAGAGUAGACACAAAUAUGGUUCUGUGUAUGGGAGCAUCACUUGUUACAGAGUAGACAACAUAUGGUUCUGUGUAUGGGGGCAUCACUUGUUACAGAGUAGACAAAAAUAUGGUUCUGUGUAUGGGGGCAUCACUUGUUACAGAGUAGACAACAUAUGGUUCUGUGUAUGGGGGCAUCACUUGUUACAGAGUAGACAAAAAUAUGGUUCUGUGUAUGGGGGCAUCACUUGUUACAGAGUAGACAACAUAUGGUUCUGUGUAUGGGGGCAUCACUUGUUACAGAGUAGACAAAAAUAUGGUUCUGUGUAUGGGGGCAUCACUUGUUACAGAGUAGACAACAUAUGGUUCUGUGUAUGGGGGCAUCACUUGUUACAGAGUAGACAACAUAUGGUUCUGUGUAUGGGGGCAUCACUUGUUACAGAGUAGACAACAUAUGGUUCUGUGUAUGGGGGCAUCACUUGUUACAGAGUAGACAAAAAUAUGGUUCUGUGUAUGGGGGCAUCACUUGUUACAGAGUAGACAACAUAUGGUUCUGUGUAUGGGGGCAUCACUUGUUACAGAGUAGACAACAUAUGGUUCUGUGUAUGGGGGCAUCACUUGUUAAACUUAAGACAACAUAUGGUUCUGUGUAUGGGGGCAUCACUUGUUACAGAGUAGACAACAUAUGGUUCUGUGUAUGGGGGCAUCACUUGUUACAGAGUAGACAAAAAUAUGGUUCUGUGUAUGGGGGCAACACUUGUUACAGAGUACAAUUCCAUAAAAUGGCACUUCCUUCACCAAACUGCUUCAUUUAUAAUAAGUCCAUUUGAUUGGUAUCAAUAACGACAUUAGUUUCAGAAACCAAAGUUUUGGGAUGAACCAUUUUACUGUGCGUAUAUAGUUGUACAGUGCAGUAUAUAGAACUCAUACCACCAUCUGCUUGUUUGUCUGAUAUUAUACGUACAUCGUUAUGACAUACAAAUACACAUGUAGAUAAUUUACCAGACAAUUGAAAUCUUAUCAAAUUUUGUAAAUAAUUCCUUUAAUAUAUUGAACAUUAUGUCAAGUUUUUUUUAGUAUUUUCCUGUAAUCAAAAUACUCUAACUCAGGUCGGAGACCGAGAAACUGGAGGGAAAAUACUUCAAUGUACUGCUGUGAUAAGAUAUUAAAUGUAUAUCGAGUUGAAUGUACCUUGUUGAAUUUACCACAAUAGAAUGAUAAUCAGACAAUAAAAUUCGAAAUCUU
Pecten maximus is the source of this 3383-nucleotide messenger RNA. Its product is annotated as ras-related protein Rab-32B-like. NCBI's taxonomy places the organism in Eukaryota, Metazoa, Mollusca, Bivalvia, Pectinida, Pectinidae. Gene Ontology annotation, biological process: vesicle-mediated transport. Gene Ontology annotation, cellular component: trans-Golgi network; vesicle; Golgi apparatus. Gene Ontology annotation, molecular function: GTPase activity; GTP binding. The transcript is spliced from 9 exons. The record is from RefSeq and is a predicted model, not a curated record. Bases 221 to 901 code for a protein of 226 amino acids.